ACAGCGCUGCCUAUGAGGUCUCCUAGCGACCGAGGCAGCCCAAGGACACACACCGCCACAGGCCGAGCAGUCCCUGGGGACCUGAGGGCACCAUGGAGGACCACAGGCAGCUGUUCCCGCCCUGCACGCUGGCCCCGGGGCCCGAAGGCUUGAACUGCAGGCCCUGUGGAGACCAGCCUCCGAGCAGCCUCCCGCUCCCACCCAGUCCUGUGGUCCGCAUGACCAGCACGCCGUCUCCUGGGAACCGGGAGAACCCGCCCUUCACGUGUUUCACAAAGCCCACGAAGAGGCUGAAGGUCUCCCUGUCCCUGAACAGCCGGCGGUGGGUAUUUGUGAGGAAGGGGCUGGACGACUUCAGGACAGGCUGCCCGCCGUGUGAAGGUCUGAUCACGCGGGGCCCCGAGGAGGUCUGUCUGCCCCGACGACGUGCCCCUGAGAGGGGGCAGAAGCAGCUGGCCCUGGGAGCGGCGCUGUGCUCCAAGCUCUCGCCAGCCCAGAGGGCUCGCAAGGCCUUCGUGGAGGAUGUGGAAGCCCAGCUGGCCCCGCACCCCCUGGCUCUCUACCCCAAUUUGGAAGAAGCUAUGCCUGUGCAGCUCUUAUUACAGGUGCUGGAAGUGCUCGAUCCUGCAAGGAAGCUGGAGGACGCAUGGGCUUAUUGUCAGGACGCGAGGAAAGGAGCACAGGAACCCACAAAGCUUUUACAGAAGCGUCCUACCCAAGCCCACCUGGGACUUCCCAAGAAGACGGUGUCACACUCACGCCAGUGGUGUUACAAAGAAAAGUCAAAUAAAAUGGAUUUGCUCCGUGGAAAUGGUCCUCCUCUUCAUGAAGAUGUACGCAAGGGAGUUAGUGACUUCUGCAGCUGGGUCACUACUAUUGGCAGUGCGGACAUUGGUGAGGACUUCAUCCUGCAACAGUUUGACGUUGACUAUCACAGCAAGCCAAGCUGUGACGUGCUCCCUGCGACGAGGCUAAACCAGGUUCCUCCAGAGAUGAGACAUAGUGUGGGGCUAAAUGACCUGCAAGGGCCGACAUUCUUCCAGAAACUAGAUCAUGAGAGGAAAGUCCAGAAACCACAGAAUCCUGAUAAACCAAAGUACGUGAAGAUGAGGUAUGGAGCUUGGUAUCUGAGCACCAAGUUGUGGAAAAAGCAAAGAGCAGACGAGCCUUUAGUUGAUCCCAAGGUCUCUCAUAAUGCUCGAGAUGAGGAUUUUAAAAAGGAACUGCAGAAACAGGAGGAGUUACUUGCAGACCUUCAUGGAACAGCUGCUUUUAAGGAUUUCAUUCUCAGCAGGGGCUACCGGAUGCCAAAGGCUGGGAGACUAAGCACAGCUGACAGAAGGGAGAACCGAGCUUGCAGUGUUUCCCUGUUCUCCAUCACGGCUUCCUGUCCCCCCACCCCCCGGUGUCCCUUCUGCCUGUCCCAUCCUAUCUGAAGACGCUGCCUCUGUCCUCAACGCACAGCGGCCUCUCCUGCAUCUAAUUCCUGGAAGCUCUUGGCCUGUGGCUGGCGGCGCAGCUGCUGAG
Molecule: messenger RNA, 1527 nt
Organism: Tupaia belangeri chinensis (Chinese tree shrew)
Lineage: Eukaryota; Metazoa; Chordata; Mammalia; Scandentia; Tupaiidae
Gene: FAM47E
Product: family with sequence similarity 47 member E
Exons: 8
Coding region: 93-1436 (447 amino acids)
Biological process (GO): transcription initiation-coupled chromatin remodeling
Cellular component (GO): chromatin
Source: RefSeq, a predicted model, not a curated record